AUGAAGAUUAAGAUACCAACUACAUCUGAUGUCUGUGAAAAAUUAUCAAGAUGGUAUCUUAUAGUAUAUCGUAAUACUGCGAACGACAAAGAUGAAUUAGAAAUAUUAGAAGCAUUUCAGUCUGCGGAUGCAAGUAUUCCAACAUCAUCAACCGAAUUACCUGUUUGUCAUAAAGAUCAACUUACAA
Molecule: messenger RNA, 187 nt
Organism: Racocetra persica
Lineage: Eukaryota; Fungi; Glomeromycota; Glomeromycetes; Diversisporales; Gigasporaceae
Source: the annotation of a GenBank genome assembly